AUGUUUGACAUUGCUCUAAAAGCUACUGGUAAUAUUGAAAUGGAGACUGAUGAUGCUACUUUCCACAAACAAUCAGACUCUGGCAGUAAUGAUUCAAGCACAAUCAAGUAUAAUCUGAAUGUGGAUUCACUUUGUUCUGGUACUGUGAUUGGAUUUGGAGCAACUGGUCAAGUCAUUCAACUCAAUGACUGCAACAUUGUUGUCAAACAUUGUGAUUCAUACAACAAUCUUGAUGCAUUCAAAAUGCUAAUCAAAUAUCAAUUUACGAAAAGCUCACCAAACUCAAUCUACAAUAUGUUGCACGCUAUUAUGGAGAAUGAUACUUUUUCCAGAUGCGAGUUAUAUAUUGGGCACCGACUGAUACCAGUUUUAUCAACCAGUGUUUACAGCCAAACUAUGUCCAAAGUUGCCAAAAAACAUCAAAUUAUCGGAGAUGAGGGAAAUUGUCAAAAUCUUUAA
Molecule: messenger RNA, 459 nt
Organism: Batrachochytrium dendrobatidis JAM81
Lineage: Eukaryota; Fungi; Chytridiomycota; Chytridiomycetes; Rhizophydiales
Exons: 3
Coding region: 1-459 (152 amino acids)
Source: RefSeq, a predicted model, not a curated record